AACCUCACCACUCUAUAAUACUUGUAUUGUAUUUGCAAGCUUCGUAAUUUGCGUGACGAUUCUUAAAAGCAAAGAACCGUGAAAACCUAAUUCGAUUUAAUUUCUCAAUGAAAAUUUGUGCAAAAAUGAUGUGAAUUUAGGAAAACACGCUCAGUUGCAAUGAAAAUUUAAUCAACUCUAUACAUUAACUAAGCGAAUUUUAGUUCUGGAAACAUAUAUAAUUUUGGCGCAAACGAAGCGCUUUGUGAUGCUCCUCUAAAAUAUUGCAGCAAAAAUUACACACAUGCAAAUAAAUUCUAAAAUGGCAUUGACCGUAGUGAAAUAUCGCAAGCCAGCGGCUGGUGAAACUACCGCUUCCGCUGCACCAACUCCAGCGAUAUUGAUAAAAAGUAAAUUGCAGGCUCAACAUCAACAACAAAAUGCAAAGGUUUGUUAAUUUACAAUCGGACAAUGCAGAAUAGAACAUGCAUACGUAUGUAUGUAUAUGUAUGCUCGGUGCCAACAGCAAAGGUUUUUUGUUAUGUGAAAGUGGUUACGCGUUCAAAGUUUGUUAUUUGCUGUUUUCUAUUUCAAUAAGUUUCUAAAAAAAGAUUUCGUAAUUUUUCAUAUUUGUGUAAAAAGUUGCUAUUUUUAAAUAGAUAAACCAGCGAUGCCCUUAAUGAAAUUCGCUGCAAUCGGUUUGAAACUUUGAUGCCCACAAUUUUUUUCCACCAGAGUUGACUUGAUUUACACGAAUUGUACUCAUAAUUUUAUUAAUUAUAUACGUGGAAAAGUAUUUGUUACAACAAUAUAUUAUUUUUGGCUGCGAAAAAUAGAAUCCCGCAAAUUUUGAUCAAUAAAGACUUGUUAAACCUUAGAAAAAUAUGGCAGCACGAACUGAGGUCUCCACAUUGUGUUAUACUUUUUUCCUUUUCUAUUGAACAGAGAGAGCUACAUUUGAGCAUAAGAUUUAAUUCACAAAUUUCAUGGACAACGCGCUGCAUUUUAAUUUCUUUGAAUUUGUGGUGAUUUUAAACUGUUUGUGAUAAAGAAUUGCAUCAAAUAAUUUUACAUUAUUUAGAAGCCCAUAUUAAAAUUGGGAGCUGGCACAAAUUUAAUUAUCAAUAAAAUACCUGCUACUAUAAAGCCUGCUAUAAUGAAGCGCAGCAACACAUCAUCUAUUGAACCUGCUUAUAAGUCAACCAAAUAUUCACUGCAAACAAUUGCCAGCGCAGGUACACCGCUAACGAGCUUUCAAUGGCAACAGACCAUAGGUGGUCCUGGUGGUACAACAAUUACCACUACUCCAACCAAAAAGCAACAGAUCGGCGCCACAAUCAGCGCACUACCACCUAGUACAAUUAUACAAGCGAGCGGAGUUGCUGCUUCUAAUAGCAUAAAUGGUGGAAUUGGAACGACGAUUACACCCACGGGCAACACAUUUAAUGCCGUCACAUCACAAGGCACUACACUUCAAGUGCGACGUCCAACUAUUGUUAUAAAACGUGAAUUUCCCAAACGUUCAAUACGGAGUGUAACACUGGAAUUAAUAGAAAAGAAUCCGUAUGUGCAUUUGGGUGUUUUGGCUAAUCGUUUACCGCUGCUGAAGAAUAUAAUUUGCACCACUGCUAAUAUAACAACAGCCGAUUGCUUCUUGACCUUAAAGAAGAUACGUCAAAAUGAGGAAUUCUCACUACUGGCGGAAUACUUUGAGCUGAGUGAAACCGAAGUGCAGCAGAUAUUUGCACGCACAGUAGUUAAAUUGGCGCGCUAUUUGCGUCUGUUUGUGCGUUGGCCUGAGAGCAAAAAAUAUUAUGAUCGUCAUAAAAAUUUGCCGUUUGCCUUCCGUUCGACUUUGUCACAUGUGCAGUCGCUCAUUGAAUGCGUCGAAACAGAUAUGCCACGUCAAAUGCCAAAUGAUUGUAGUAAUUACAAAUUUAUUUUCAGCAUUACACCCACGGGCAUAAUCUCAUACAUUUCUGAAGCUUUUGUUGGGCAUCACGACGAUUUAACGAUAUUCACUGCAUCAGAUUUUCAAAAUUCCAUACCGAAAUACCUUUCAUUGGUCGCCGAUCCAGGUAAAGCCAUACGUCGUAAGCGAAAACCGAAACAUCCCUCUAUCAGCAAUUCAUUGCCAUCAAGUGGAAAUGCCGAAACUGAUUCCACCACAGAUUCAGCAGAUGAAUCAGCAGACGAUAUUGAGAUGGACGAUAGUGAAGAUAGUCAAACGCUUAGCCGAUAUGCUGCAUCACGCGUAGCCGCUGAAUUGGCUUCCCACCAAACAAUGAAUAUUGUAAAUAGCGAAUUGACAUCGCGCAAAGUAAAAGACUUCAGCAUUCCGACUAUGCGUGUGCGUGAACCAGUCUGUCGACAACAAAUUCGCCAUAUGAUCAACUGUCUGCGUGAUUUUAAAAUGUUACAACCAUAUGUCAUACAAGAGCCAAUCAUUUUCCAAUACCUCAAUGAGAUAUUAAUCGUUGCAUCGGCACUUACAAAUAUGCAGAGGUAAAAAAAUGUGGCAAACAAUUAAUUGGCAUGUAGUUAGGAUAAAGCAAAGGAAAAGGAAAUAAAAAAGGACCCCGUUUACAGGUGUGUGCUGUAGUGCGUUUUGUGCGUCGCUUAAGAAUUUACGCUUAAACGAUUAAGAGUAGUUGAUCGAAAAGCAUGGUUAGAUGACUAAAGGAAUUCGGGUGUGAGCUAAUUUUAGUGUGCGCCUAACAAAUUAUUCCAUUUGCUUGCAUCCAUGCCCCUAAUCGACAAUAUGAAUUACUCAACUCAAUUAAGUAAUAAAACAAUCGGUUGUUCAUGGGAACUUAGUUUUAAGAUUUCUAGUUUAUAAAAUUUUAAUUUGGCGCAUGUGCAAGGACGAUCAUCUUUGUCAUUUAUAUAAGUCGUUGGAAUUUAUCUUAAUAAAAAAUAUAAAUUUCAGUCGAGCACAACUGAAUGACGUAGCACUUUCCAAUAUAUCAAAGCAGCACCAAAAUAAGCAAUAACUAUGGCGGUAGAACACAACUAAUUAUAUAUAAAAUAUUAAUUAAUCUAGUAAGCAAAUGUAAACACGAUGUGCGCUAUAUUAACAACAACAACGAUGUGCGACAAAAUUCAAUAUGUGUGCAAUACUACUGCUUAAUUGUUUUAAAUACGCACCAACAUAUCAGCAUUUUUUUGCAUUGUUAGUAAUAAAAAAAUAGAUUUUGUGUUUUAAAAACUCACACGCAUGUAGCGAAAAAUGUAUAAAUUGUAUAUAUAAAAAUACGUAAACUUCAUUUGAAUAUUAUAUACUUAUCAAAUUUGUAUAUAUCUUCUUAUACAUGCAUUGAUUUAUAAUUAUUCCCGAAGUGCAACGUAUUUUAAAACUUGAAAGCAAUUUAAAAAAAUCCUGACAUGUUGGUAUUUUGGGAUAAUGCCAGUAUCGGAUACAUAUUGAUUUUUUUCAAAUGAGCGUGUGAUCCGCACAUUGUAAUCAUUGUCUAAUUUUUUCGAAAAUAAAAAAUAAAUUGAUAAAAAAUCAUGAAAA
Molecule: messenger RNA, 3496 nt
Organism: Bactrocera oleae (olive fruit fly)
Lineage: Eukaryota; Metazoa; Arthropoda; Insecta; Diptera; Tephritidae
Source: RefSeq, a predicted model, not a curated record